Messenger RNA from Malassezia pachydermatis, 447 nucleotides. Its product is annotated as 40s ribosomal protein s14. NCBI's taxonomy places the organism in Eukaryota, Fungi, Basidiomycota, Malasseziomycetes, Malasseziales, Malasseziaceae. Gene Ontology annotation, molecular function: structural constituent of ribosome; small ribosomal subunit rRNA binding; mRNA 5'-UTR binding. Gene Ontology annotation, cellular component: ribosome; cytosolic small ribosomal subunit. Gene Ontology annotation, biological process: translation; maturation of SSU-rRNA from tricistronic rRNA transcript (SSU-rRNA, 5.8S rRNA, LSU-rRNA); ribosomal small subunit assembly. The record is from RefSeq and is a predicted model, not a curated record. The transcript is spliced from 3 exons. Bases 1 to 447 code for a protein of 148 amino acids.
AUGGCGCCUAAGGUCCGUUCCGCCAACCAGGAAGUUUCGCUCGGCCCCAACGUCGAUGACGGCAAGAUCGUUUUCGGUGUUGCCCACAUCUACGCCAGCUUCAACGAUACCUUUGUCCAUGUGACUGAUCUUACCGGCAAGGAAACCAUCGUCCGUGUGACUGGUGGUAUGAAGGUCAAGGCUGACCGUGACGAGUCGUCUCCUUACGCUGCUAUGCUUGCUGCCCAGGACUGUGCUGCUCGCUGCAAGGAGGUCGGUAUCACUGCUGUGCACAUCCGCAUUCGUGCCACCGGUGGUGUCGGUUCGAAGACCCCCGGCCCGGGUGCUCAGAGCGCUCUGCGUGCGCUUGCCCGUGCUGGCAUGCGCAUUGGUCGCAUUGAGGACGUGACGCCGGUCCCGUCCGACUCGACUCGCCGCAAGGGUGGUCGCCGUGGUCGCCGUCUGUAA